CCAUUGUGUGACUUAAUCCUUAUGUCUGCGUCGCGGCCCAUUACUCGCGGAGAGGGCGGGAGUAUUGCCGUGACAUAAUCGGCGGCGUCUGCUACCGCUAUAUCAGGAGGGAGAGCGAGUGAGGGAGGGCCCAGACGACUCAUGAACAGAAUAUUUAGCCUCCUCCACUCCUCCGCUAUAAUGUUAGUGUUCGUGCUGUCCGUCUUGACACUGCACGGUGUCCACGCAGCUUGCAACGUGGUAAGAAACAAACAAAACAAGUACAGAAGGUUAAGCACUCCUUUAGACAUUUGUUCUGGUAUUAAAGGAGAUGUAUUUAUACAUACUGCACAUUGUGUUAUUAUACAUUAUAUUCAAACCCAUUCAUUUGCCUCUUAUAUUGGAAAAGCUCCAUGGAAACAAAUAUACAUUGUUUCCAUGGAGAUUGAUUAUCGUGGGCACACACAUGCAUUCACACAUGGCAUGUGCACAUUUGCAGGGAUUUGCCCGACCGACCCGGCGAUCGAGAACCAGAUCGUGGACGCUCACAAUGCGUUCAGGAGAGCGGUCCAGCCGUCUGCAGCCAACAUGUUGAAAAUGAUCUGGAGUAAUGACGUGGCAGCUCUUUCCCAGGCCUGGCUGGACCAUUGCAUGCUAAAACACGGUCCACCCAGUAGCAGAAUGUUGAACGGCUAUGAGUUGGGGGAGAAUCUCUUCUACUCGACCAGUGCACUGGACUGGGCAACAGUCAUCACAGCCUGGCACAACGAGGUCCAACACUACACGUACCCAAACGGCUCAGGGAAUGGAGAAUCCGUGGGCCACUACACACAGGUGGUGUGGAACAGCUCUUGGCAGGUGGGCUGCGGAAUGACCAAGUGUGGGAGCAAAUACUUCUACGGCUGCCAGUACUACCGCGCGGGUAAUUAUGUAGGAUGGCCUCCAUAUAAAGAAGGAACUGCCUGCGAUUCCUGUCCAAAUAACUGUGAAGACAAACUCUGUACCAACCCGUGUCAAUAUAUAAACAGAUUCCUCAACUGUCCGGCUCUGAAAAAAGAGGCAGGGUGUGGCAACCACUGGGUCAAUUUAUGGUGUCCCGCCGAAUGCAAGUGCCCCAAUGAGAUCAUCCCAGUAUACAGGAAGAAAUGAAUCCCCCCUGAUGCAUGAAAUCGCUAACGUCCUGUAUGCUAAGGGUGUGUGUGCUAGAAUCUGAUCAAGUAAUGUAUAGCGCCAUCGUGAUGUUGAUGAAUGAUUAAUCAACAAAAAUGUUUACCUUUCCACUUCAGACCAUCUAUGUCACAGAUAUAUCUGCGUCUCAGACAAAGAGGAGGCCAAUUUGAUUAAGAUUAGGUAAUAUUCUAUAUGUUUUAAGACUAAAUGAACAGGCAAAUGCUGAUGGUUGCAUGGUUGCAUUUUAAAUUGUCCUCCCUGGGUGAGAAUUAUCAUUUUAGAUAUACAUUUUUCUUUGAAUCUUUCAGAAGUUAAACACGUAUGCCCAGUAUGCCCAGGCCUAUGCUUUGCAAGAAUCCACAUAGGAGUAUAAAUCACAAUACAUAAAGUGUUAUACAAAUACUAUUUGAAAUAAAUUAACAAACUGAGAAAAACCCUGAUGAAUAAUAACAUUACAACUGGUAGGUAUUUACCAGAAAGAGACAAGUGAAGGGUUACUGGGUAAUUUAAAGUGGUGAUUCACUUUAGAUUCUCCCACAGACAUAUCAGGUGUGCUUCUUUCUAACGAUCAAAGAAAUGCUCACAAUCCUCAUCAAUAAAAAGUCUGGAAUGUGUUUAAUCUGAUUAUAAUGGAAUAAAUGAGCAGAUGCAGAUGUGGUUUUCCGUUCAUUCUAUGUUGGUUGUUCAAAUGAAGCUCAAGGUACUUUAUCAAGAUUAACAAUAGAGGAUACUCCUAACAGUAAUCCAUUGCUGUCAGUAGGUGGCUCUAUUGUACAACACUCCGAUUAUUGAUUAGAGAGGAGGGAUUUGCAGUCAAGUCAGUGUUUAAACAUUCAAACAAUACAGCUCAUAAACUUCAAAAACUAAACAAAUAAAGAAAUUAAAUGGCUUGUGACUCUUAUCUAAGGCUGUUUUCUUUAUUGUCACUCAAACACACACACACACACACACACACACACACACACACACACACACACACACACACACACACACACACACACACACACACACACACACACACACACACACACACACACACAAACACACACACACACACACACACACACACACACACACACACACACACACACACACACACACACACAGAAA
Gadus macrocephalus (Pacific cod) is the source of this 2259-nucleotide messenger RNA. Its product is annotated as cysteine-rich venom protein. The transcript is spliced from 8 exons. Gene Ontology annotation, cellular component: extracellular region. The record is from RefSeq and is a predicted model, not a curated record. Lineage: Eukaryota; Metazoa; Chordata; Actinopteri; Gadiformes; Gadidae. Bases 142 to 1128 code for a protein of 328 amino acids.